AUGGCCGGGCCCCCGCCGCCGCCCCCGGGCCAGGAGGCGCCGCGCUACCAGGAGUGGAUCUUGGACACCAUCGACUCGCUGCGCUCGCGCAAGGCGCGCCCGGACCUGGAGCGCAUCUGCCGCAUGGUGCGCCGGCGGCACGGCCCGGAGCCGGAGCGCACCCGCGCCGAGCUGGAGAAGCUCAUCCAGCAGCGCGCCGUGCUCCGCGUCAGCUACAAGGGAAGCAUCUCGUACCGCAACGCUGCGCGGGUCCAGCCGCCUCGGCGAGGCGGAACGCCCGCCGCCAGCCCCGCGGCCCCGCAGCGGCCGGCCCGCACUUCCCCGCCCAGCGCUCCCGCCGCCGCCGCCGCCGCCGCCACCGCGACGCCCCGGUCCUCCCAGCGUGCAGCGCCCCGCGCGGAGCCAGCCGCGCCGCCGCCGCCGCCACCUCCGCCGCCGCCGCCGCAGCCGCCGCCUCCUCGUCGGACCGGCCGGGAGCGACCGCCGCCGCCUGCCCCCGCCCCGGAGGAGCCCUCCCCCGUCAGCCUGCGAGAGAUUGUGCGCUACUUGGGCGGCGACGGCGCCGCGCCGGGGGGCGGCCGAGUGACUCGAGGCCGAGCGCAGGGGCUGCUCCAAGAGGAGCGGCUGGAGAGGACCCGCUUGGGUGGCGGCGGGGGCGGGGGCGGCAGCGGCAACAGCGUCGCCUUGCCCAGGGCGGAGAGAGGCGCGCAGGCCCGGGCGCCCAGCGCCAGGGCUUACAGGAACAAGGUGAGGGGCUGCCGCGGCGCGCGCGGGGGGAGGGGUGGGGGCGGGGCGGCGGGGGCGCACGGGCUGAGGGGAACAGGUGAGCUUCCCCAGGACGGAAACGGACCUAGCGGAGGAGUGCGCGCGCAGGGGCGCCCGAAUACUGGGCGCGGGGGGGGGGGAGCGGAGGGGCGGGCGCCGGAGAGGAGCCGCUUUCGGGGAGGGCAGACGGCGCCCAGCCCCCCGAAUGUUGUCAGCGGGCGCUCGCGCAGGUGUGCGUGUGUCUGGGAGGAAGAGUUAUGGGCAGCGCCCAAUCAAAUCGCUUUGGCACGGGAGGGGGCGCCACGAUUGGUGCCUGGGCUUCGACGGGGCGACAUUCUCCCGUGCAGUUCCGAAGUAUUGUGGGAAGGUGAGCGGAAAGGCCGCCGCUGGAUGGCACAACUCCGCCUGGUCCGCGGGGAACUUGCGGGGCCGAGUUGGGGAGCGGGUAAGAACCACCCCCGGGCGUGCGGAGGGGCUCCGCUCACCUGCGCGCGUGGCCCUCCGGUGACAUUUGUGCGGCGUUGAGGAUGCACGACGGGCCCUGGACAGUGGCCCCUUCUCCGACCUCGCCCCCCCCCCGCCAAACUCAGGCCGUGCCAGGCUCCGUAUAAACACAGAACAAAGAGUCAGUUUGUGCUUGACCUAAAGGGUUCUGUAACCUCCAAUAAGGUCGGGAGGUGGUGGGAGUAGUAAGGCAGCGAAUGCAAACGGGGAGCGGAGGGGGGAGCAGAAAAGGAGAAAUCAUGUGGUGCUGGUCAGGAGGGUGACCAGCUCUGGAAUGUAACCCAAUCCAGUAAGGAUCAGAGCAAUUAUCAAGGGUAGAAUACAAUUACAGUCCAGUAAAAAGAAGCCCCUUUUGGUUCUCUCUUAUUUUUGGCAAGUUUUCUGUUACAAGGAUGGCAAUAGAUUUCCAUAAAUCUAGGUGGAUCCGCCCAACAAAGCCAAGUGGAGGGAUGGUGUGGCUGAAGUUUGAUUCCAUCUCUUCUUGGAUUAGAAGGCUCCUGCUGUGUUUCAAAGAGCCUCUGAGCAUUUUGCGGUAGUAUUGGAGCAACACCACUGGUUCCAAGUACAGUGGUACCUCGGGUUAAGUACUUAAUUCGUUCCGGAGGUCCGUACUUAACUUGAAACUGUUCUUAACCUGAAGCACCACUUUAGUUAAUGGGGCCUGCUGCGCCGCCGGAGCACAAUUUCUGUUCUCAUCCUGAAGCAAAGUUCUUAACCUGAAGCACUAUUUCUGGGUUAGCAGAGUCUGUAACCUGAAGCGUAUGUAAGCCGAGGUACCACUGUACAGUAACUCAUUUUGAAGAAAUAGGGGAAACCAAAGCAGGAUUACAAGAAAGGGCUCUGAGUAAAAUUACAUUGUAACCUGGAAGUAGAUUGGGUUAGUUGUCAAAGUGUGCAGUCCUGUUUAUGUCUAGACAGAAGCAACAGCCACAGAGGUCAGUGGUACUUAACUCCCAGGAAAGUUGGCAUAGGAUUUAGCAAAAGUCCACAAUCCCAUACACCCUUAGCCUGGCAGUAAGCAACAUUAACAACAAUUGCGUGCAGGACAGUACUGUAAAGUCAAUAAAAGUGAAACAAGGAACUUGAGGCACCAACAUUGAGUAAGCCUGGGGAGUUAGACACGGGGGUGAUUAGUCUGGGGUGCUGUGGAAGCAGGGCCUGGAUUUGUAAAUAUAUAUGUAUUCUUUUUAUGUUUGCAGAAGGCAGGUGAGGAGGUCAAAGGUGAAGAAGAAGAAGAGGAGGAGGAAGAAGAAGAGGAUGAAGCCUCCACCAUGUCUGAAGGUUCAGAGGUGGCACAAGAUUAUGAGGCCAGCAACUACAGCAGACCUGGGAUAGGCCAGGUGAACGGGGACUGUAAGGACAGCAAGCAUGGUGGGAAAGAGAUCCCACCCAGCAGUGCCCUCACCAGAGACCUGCGCUCCCUCGAGGAGCAGCCCUUGAACAAAGGAUCAGAGCGUCCCCACCAUGAAGGAAAUGAGCAAUGUCAUACAAAGGCCUCUUGGCCUGGAGAAAGUGCCUGUCACCAUCUGGGGGGCAGCAAGAAAGAUGGCAGUGCCUAUCAGCAGCCAGACAGAGCAGGUAUAGGACAUAGGGUGGCUAAGCUUGACUUUUCUUGGGAGACCCAGGCCCUAGAGGGAUAUGGUAAAAGAUCCUAAUGGAGGAACCAUUGGAGAUGGUGAUAAGAUUAUUGCACAGGUUUUUCAAGUGUAAAUAGACCCCUGGCGUCAUUGUGCAACUCACUAUUGAGAAUUAUGCCUAGGAGCCCUAGGCCAGGUCAGUGGUAUUAUGGGUGGAUGAGGAGCGGGGCUCGGAUUGUGGGAAGGUGGCUUUGGCUCUCAGGUGUUUGUGCCAUGGGAAUUAAAACUGGCUUCUUGUUCUCUGCCUCGAAAGGGCUCCAGGCACACACACAAAUUCAUUCACCAGCUAGUUAAAGCCUCGUUGCUUUGUAAGAGAACCAGGCCCAUUCCCAUUUGUGUGUUUUUUUUCUCCCUCUCUCUUACUUUCUCCCAGUGUCACCAGCUGUUGCAGGUACUGAGCCCUCUGUGCCCUCAUCCCCUGGGAGACCUGGCAUCCAGGCAGAUGGGAGACCCUUCAGCUGCACGUAAGUUUUGAGUGGGCACCGAAAACCCAUUUGUUUAAUGACAGCUAGUUCACCUAUGACCCUCUGUAAGGAGAGAACACUUGAGUCCCCUGCCAUCAGUGCCACUGCCUAUUUAGGGGAAUCUAGAAAAGGAACAGACAAGACGUCUUCAGCAGUGAGUAAAGGCUGACUGCAUCUAGAAGGGCUUUCAUCUAGGUAAGCUUGUCCCUCAUUCUACCCUGGUGCUUAUAGGAAUGAGGGAGGAGCUGUAGCUGCUGCCUCACCCCAGCUGGUUCUUAAGAGAAGGAGCAGCAGCACCACUUAUCUUUUGCACACUCUGGGAAAUGAAGCUCAUGUCAGAGUGAAUGAGGGGGCUGCUGCCCAAGGCGAGCCUUACGAGGUGGUGGCAGUAGAGGAGGAAGCAGUAAGUUAGUUCUGCAAGUUUUUUCAGCUGCCUCCCUCCUUCAUUGGAGGAAAUGAGUUGUUGCUGCCCUACAGAUUCCAAAGCAGACACAGUGGGGUUGAAAUACUUAGACAUCCUCAUUAGGCUGCUUUGCACUUUGCCAUAUUCGUGUGACUGUGAUGCCAUAUUGGUGCCUCUCAAUGGGGGCCUUCCCUUCCUGUUUGCUGGGAUAGGCUUCCUGUUAGCCUGGCCUCUGUCGCCCAUGUUCUGGGAACCUCCAAGAUAGACUGCUGGAAUGCACUGUCUAUAGAGCUGCCUUGGGAAACUGUUCAGAAGCUGCAGUUCCUAUAGAAUACAGCUGCUUGAUUGCUGCCUGGGACUGGGGGUUAGGAUCAUGUUUUGCCUGUGCUAUGUGGCUGCACUGGCUUCCAUUCCAUUAGUGGGUCCUGUUCAAAGGGAACUUGAAGGGCCAUCUGUCUCCAGAUAUGCCUCACUGAGGUGAGGUGGGUGGCAACCAGAGAAAGUUUCUUUUUGCUGGUGGAUCCCCAGCAAGUGAUGGAACAUCUUCUGUCCAAAGAUGUUUCCCUGACAAGAUGCUAUUUUUCCUUUCAGCUCCAAGCAGGUUUUUUUUUUGUUUUUUUUUAUCCAAGCUUUUGAGAUGAAGUUCUUGCUCUCUGUCAUUUUGCAGCAUUUGACUUUAUUAUUCACAUUUUGUUUUAUUCUUGCAACCCUUCCCCUUCCCGCAAUAUAUUUGAAGGGUGGUUUAAAAAUACACAUAAUAAAUUACUGGGGUGGGGUUUGGUGGCCCCGUACAGAAAAACUUGUCUCUUGCUCAAGUUGGGUUCUUUUUAUGAUCUGCCACCCCCUGCCCAUUCUGGAUCCAUGCAUGCACUCUCUUCUUUUUAACUGGUGAGAAGUCCACUUCACAUUGUGGAUCAGGAGGCCAUUGGAUGCCUGGGGUAUGAAUUCUCUUUUCUCUCUCUCUCUCCUCCUUGUAGCUCAGUGAAGGAGAAGCCUUCUGACCCAGUGGAAUGGACUGUGAGUGAUGUUGUGGAUUAUUUCACAGAAGCUGGUUUUGCUGAGCAAGCAUCUGCCUUUCAAGAACAGGUGAGAACCUUGGGAUACCAAGUGAAAGAUUUGGGGAUUAAUGCUCAAGCGGAACUCUUAGUGAAAGGCCCUGAAUGGCACGGGCACUGAAUGUUUAACAAAGUAGGGAUUGGCAUGUGUGCACGCUCAGUUCCUAGUUGCUUAGGGGCUCUUUGUCAAAUGUAAAACACGAGCCAGAGUGCAUAUAAUUGUACAUCAAAGCAGCAGUCACCAUGGGGUUUUCUUGCGUGCUAAAAAACCUGCCUUGCAAAUAACAGAGGUGCUCACCAAUGAUUAGAGAUCUGUUUCAGUUAUCCAUAUUGCUACUCCCCACCCCCACCCCCCACCAUUGCUUCCAACUGGCUAUUCGCUUAAGGAAAAAUAAAGUUACUAGAGCUCAGCAAUCCUAUUUUAAUGUGUGCUUAUGUUCAUAGGAAGGGUCCGGAGUGUUCUCCCACAUAUGUCUUCCCCAUCCCUCUCUGCAUGUUGCAUCAUGGGCCUCUUCCCCUUAGUACGGGAUUUGGCUCCUUCAGCCCUCUCUCCUCUUAUAAGCAAGGCUCUCUGCCUGGUCCAGCUAUAGCUGUCAGUGGCACCAACCAAGGCCAAAGUCAGGCUUCCUUCUUCAGGGAUCUGCACCUAGAAGCAUCCCACCUUGUCAGCUGGAUGCUGUCUAUGGACACCUGCGCCUUCAAGCCACUUUUCCAUAGGCCCUGUUGUAACCUAAGCUCAACAGAGGGUGGUGUGGUCAUGCUUCCUAUGCGCUGUGCUCAGAUAGAAAAGACUGAAAAAUACUCUUGGGACUCUUUCAAAAUAUGAAAUUCUGCUUAGGAUGGGCAUUUCCUGGUGACUUGUGUUGGAGGCCUAAUGGGCUGAUGGCCGGGUGUUAAACCAGUGGCAUGAAUCGUAAUUGAUAACGAUUAAAUAUGUGUUAAAAGGAUGGGGAAGGACUAAGCAUUCAAGAUAGAAAAAAAAAAUGUGCAUAAAUUCAAUCAUAUCCAUUCCUCAACCUGGAAACUCGUCUAGAUUUAUAGAACACUUUCCUUCUUCCCUCUGGUUCACUGAGGAGGGGGAUUCCUUCUUAAUAUAGAUCUCUGCUAUUGCUUUCUUAAAAGAAGUGUGUGUGUGUGUGCGCGUGUGUGCGUGUGUAGUCUAUAUUCUGUCUCUUAAUGGGGGGAGUCCCUGUUCCCUAAAUGCCCUCUUGUUUUUUGCCUCUGUUGCUGCCGCUGCAGGAGAUCGAUGGGAAGUCUCUUCUGCUGAUGCAGCGCACCGAUGUCCUGACCGGCCUCUCCAUCCGCCUGGGGCCUGCUCUCAAGAUCUACGAGUACCACAUCAAGGUGCUGCAGCAGUGCCACUUUGAGGAGGACGAGGGCGACUCCUUCAUGGGCUGAGGAGGACGGGCGCAGCUCACGAAGGGUGUGGAGAGCUUGGGUGGGGAGAAGUGAACGGGGACUCUGCCAGCCGCUACUGUCUCAAGUCAUUUCAGCCUUUCUCUGCCUCCAUGAAAACAAAGAGAAGCAGCUGUGUGGGAAGGGGAAGAAGGACUUUGGCCAGAUUUUUGUGAAAAUGGUGGGGAGGACAGAAAUGAUGACCCAGGCUUUGCGGCUUCUCUACCCUGAUUGUCCAGAGAUAGGAAAGACAGGGAGGGAGGGCUGCAAAAAAAAAAAUCCCAUCCUUCUCCCAACCUGUCUGUGUUACUUACCCCAGCAUUUUACUUACCAUAGUGCAUUGUCUGUUCUUGGGAAAGGGUGGAAAGAUGUGGUUUUUGUCCCUCUUCCCAGCCGCAGUUUAAUUGAGAUAAUUUGUGCUUCAGCAUCCCCCCUUUCCCCUUCCCCUUUACCACCACAACAACAGCAACCACAGUAGCACUUGAUGGUCCUACCUGCUCCCCCUCCCUUUGUUGCUGUUCUCAAGAAGACAAAGAUAGAGCCUGCUGAAGGUGUCAGGAGGUUUUAAUCAAAUAUCUUUUUAUUCUCUUUUCUGUUUGGGUAGGCUUUUCUUCCAGUUUUCAUGGUCGUUGCCCAGAGUCAACUGCUUUUUAUUAUUUCUUUCUUCCCAUUUUUUUAAAAAAUAUAAAUAUUUAAACUGGAAAAAAACCCAAUUGGUUUAGUAUUCCCAGACUUGUUAGCCUUCUGGAAGGGGUAUUGGAUCACCUAAAAUGAACACGUGUCUAAAGAACAAAAGUAUGUGUAAAAAGAGGUGGAAGUCCUAAGUUCUGCUCUCUUUUUCUCUCCUUUUUUAUUUGAGGGUGGUGAUGUCACCUAGUGGUGUUGCUAAUCGGUUUAUGGGAUGUAUUCUGACUAGUCCAGGGAUGGGAGCAGAACUCUGGAGUUCUGGCUCAAUUUUCAAUGCUAUCGUCAACUGGGGUAAAAAAGUGCGGUAAUAUUUGCACAUCACCAGGAAGUCUAAAAUGAAACACUUAGGGUUUAGGGAAGGUCUCUUUGCAGUGGCAGAGGCAGAUGACUCGUUGUCUGCAUAUAUUCACAACCAGGUGGUUUAGCUGGUGCUUCUAUAGCAGAUAAUAUAAGUGGAGCAAACACUUUGGGGACUGAAAAGAGCAAGGAAAGGAAAUGGUCCGCAGCCCUGUUCUCAGUUACGAAAAAUGGGGUGGUGGUUUUUGUUGCCUUAAGAAAGGAUCUCCUCUUGUUAAAGCAGGCCAAGCCCGCAAAGGUAUACUGUAAAGGCAAGAGGUGGUGGUAAAAAAGACUACAGUGAAAUUGGCUCUUUGUGCACAUCAAAUGGAGAGGAUCUAGCUAUGGCACACAACACAAAAUCUGAGCUUUCUUGGUGAUUUUUCAGGGCACACCUCUUGAGUACCCCAGUUGCUUAGUAAGUAUCUGUUUCACAAAACAGUUUGAAACUCGUUUCACUGUCACGGCUUUCUGUAAAGAACUGCAGGAAUGGAAACCUUUUGGUGAGGCUGCUGAGAACUCUUUUGUAGUAUCUUAGACCCUUUUACAGAACGACACUUCCUAGAAUUUGUUGUUUUAGAGCCGUGGCAGAUGAGGGUUGAAACUGGUUUAAAUUUGGAAUGUAGACAGGCCCUUAGUACAGUUUGAGGAUCAGUGGAUAGACAGUAGCUACCCUGUUUAGUUGUGACUCAGAAACAAAGAAGCGUACGUAGCUCGAGACACAACCCAACAUGCAUGCCUAGAGGAAUACACAGCUAGACAGGAGCACACUGAAUUUAUGUUCUCAAAAUUUUAUUUGGAACCAUGAGGGCUAGAAACCUAUUGUUUGAACUUUGAAAGCAGAGGUUCUCAAUGUUGUAGCACAAAAGUGCCUCAGGGGCUUACAUACCGGCUGCAUGUUGCCCCCUAUUGCACUAGACCCUACUAUUUUGUCCAGAGCUGGGAAUAAAAAAACAACAAGAUUUUUGGGUUCUAAUAUGUAUUCUGUUUAUUGGCCAUCAGUUGUCAAAAGAGCUGCCAUAGGAGGUGAAAUGCUUUAGGAACCAAUUUAGAUGACUCAACAGUGGGAGUGAUUUUUCCAACUCUUUGUGCUGUACUUUUGGGAACAGAGUAGGGCUACAGAAUUGGGCUGCCCCUUUACUUCAUUGUUAUUGACACUGGCCAGGGUGGAAAGAGGAGAGGACAUUAAUAAUCCACAGUGGGAAGGUGUAGAUUGGAAUGGACAAAGCCAAGCAAGGCUGUUGCAGCGCAGUGUUCUGAAAAUUCCUCUGUGAGGCUUGGAUGGGACAAGGUUGUGUUGCCUGUCAGUGCAGAGGGUAGUUCAAGUAAGAGACAAGAUGGAAAGGGGCUUCAGGAUCCAAACUUCCUAGAUAUACUGUAGUACAGUUUAAGGGCUGAUAUACAUGACCGUGUGCUGAUGAAAACACAGAUAAGGUGUUGGCUGGUUGUGUGGUUUUUUAAAAAACAGAUUUGUGCUUUGGGAUCUAGGCUUGAGCUGGUUGGCAGUGAGCCCAGGUAGUAACAUACAGGUUUUGGAAAUUUGUGCACGGGGAAUGGCCUUGGCUAAGGCUGUGCUGAGGUGUGAACCGGGCUUGUGUUCACUAAUUCAACACCUACAAAAUCCAAAGGCGAAGUUUCCUUAGUAAAGGUGGACACAAAAUAUUGCACAGUAUUUUAUGUUGAUCUAGGCUAAUCUAGUGACUGGAAGUUAAACACUUAAAGGCUAGGAAUUAAUUUGGACCAUUCUAAUGAGGAGAAAUAGUAUUUUAAUACUACAGCUGGUCAAAUAAGUGCUCCAUCACUUUGGGUGACUCUCAGUUCCAACGAAGUUUCAUCUCAACCUUUAUUUGAAAUCUAGUUUGGAUGUGAAGCUGAAACCGGAGGUUUGGGAUGGACUGGGCUGAGGAAUCACAUGCACCCAAUUCAGUGCGAGACUUCGCACCUGACGCCCUCAGAGCUUUCCAAACUUUUCAUGUUGGCGACACACUUUUUAGACAUGCAUCAUUUUGUGACACAGUAAUUCAGUUUUGCUAGCAAACCAGAGGUUAAACUAACCCCUUUCCAUCACCGGGAGGAGAGCGGGAGUGUUUGCGCGACACACUAACACACUAAGGUGUCACUACACAGAGUUUGGAAAGCUCUGCUCUACCUGAAUUGAAUACAUAACAGUUACUUAACCUAUUCAGAGACUGGAUCACAGACAUUUCCCUAAACUUGCUUAAAAUCCUAAUUUCAAUCAUGGUGCAGAGGUGGUCUAGCUCCCAAUGUUGCUGCAGAAGCAAUAUGUCACAGGUGGUGAAAAGCGAAUGCGGGGGGCAGGGAGUGGGAAAUAUUCUGGGGUCAUUUAACCAACUAGGCCUCUGGCAAAGUGGUCAUUCCUCAGACUGCUGAUCAGUGAUGCCUUGGGUGUGUGGUUGAAAUAUCAAGGAAAUGCUUGAUAUUUCAUGGGCUUCUCCUUGGAAAUGGUGAUGCAAUCUAAGCCCACAUACCCACCUGAAAGAAGUGGACGGAGGAUAAUUAAGAAAAUACAUGCUUCUAACAGACUUUGCAGCUUUCCUAUUAAUUCUUCAGAUUUCCCUCUGAAUAAGUGAUUGCAACUAGCAUUUGCUGAUGAACAUGGGAUGGAACUGUCCAACUUUGGGACUACAAGUGGUUGAGCUAUGAGUAUGGAUGCCUCCGGAUGUCCUCUUUUCUGUUUCCAAAUGUACUGCCUUGACUUAAAAUGGAUGGAGGACCUGUAGCCCUCCAGAAGUUGGACUUCCAGCCAGCAUGGUCAGGAAUGAUGGAAGCCGUAAUGCAGCACCAGCAUCUUAGGCCCUACAGAUGCCCUUACACUCUGAGGAUCCCUCGGCUGUAGCUCUAUACCUGCUUACCGUGGGAUAAGCUCAGUUGAAGUGAGUGGAACCUACAGCUGAGUACAGGAUUGUUAGUUACUUUCAGCACUAUGUGGCAUUUAAAUUGAGAUUAACCCAAAAGCAGCUGGGUUGUCAAAGAUGAACAUCCCUACAGAACAAAUUCAUUCAGGACUGGCAUACUAGAGGUAUCAAUGUUUGUGGUGCUUACAGCCAGAAGUUGAUCUUUUAAAACAAUAACGUGCUGCUCCUGUUUAGCUAUGAGUAUCUAACCUCGUGGCUAAUGGACCUGAUGCAUUGUCCUGCAGCAUACACACACAAAAAGGCAACCAAAGCAAUGAAGCAUCUGAGGAAAGGCCAAAAUACUUGAAGCUUUAUAAUUAAAUGGAAGAGGGGAGGUUAUGAAUUGUGUGUGUUGCGGCAAGUCCAUCUCUUCCCUACAUACAGGCCAUGCUUCCGCCCCUGACAAACAGAUCAAGGACAGAUUUUUUAAAAAACUAUGCUUUGUCAGAUAGCUGAUGGAAGGCUGUUGUAUGAUGUGAUGGCCACUGGCUCCAGUGCAGGGUCCAGCACUAGCUGUUUGCCAUGAUACACUAAAUGGACACACCUGAUUCAGAGGCAGUCUACCUCUGACAGCCAGCUGGCAGUCUAGCCACUCUCAAAAACAGGAUGCUGAAGUGGAUGAACUCUGUCUGAGGCCACGGAAGUCUUUAUGUUCCUCAUUCUGACUUCAAUGUACCUUUGGGAGUAGAUAAUAAAUUAGGAUUGAUUCCUCCCCUCCCCCAAGAAGAUUUACAAUGAAAGCAACAGCUCUGUGGCUGAUAACUCUGUGUAAGGAAAGAUUCUGCUUCAGUAAAAAAUAGUAAAGGACUUUGAAUUCCCAUUGUGCUGAUCCUUCAUUGCUUUCAACUUGGUAGCCGCUGUAGGGAGUUCCAGAUUAGGUCACUGUCGAGUUCACAACUAUUACUCCGUUCUUCCUGAGAAGUGAUUGCAUACUGCGCUUUGUGCUGGACUUCAGUAACAUAACUGCAUAUUGAGGAUGGGAAUGGGGUGAGGGAAGAUCAGAGGCUUUUGGUUUAAAGGAUAAUAACUCCUGGCUCCCAUAAGAGGGUCCAUUUGAUCAAUCCACUACGUUUGCAUCUGUUUAUAAGAUGCUGAACUGGACUUUUUGCAUGGCAAGCAACCAUAACAGGACUCCUUGCCCAGGCAAAGCCUGUAUUCCUUGGAACAAAGUAAUAGUUUGUGUGGGUCUUGGGAAUGGC
This is a messenger RNA of Podarcis lilfordi (Lilford's wall lizard), 11360 nucleotides long. Lineage: Eukaryota; Metazoa; Chordata; Lepidosauria; Squamata; Lacertidae. The record is from the annotation of a GenBank genome assembly.